Molecule: messenger RNA, 2614 nt
Organism: Camelina sativa (false flax)
Lineage: Eukaryota; Viridiplantae; Streptophyta; Magnoliopsida; Brassicales; Brassicaceae
Source: RefSeq, a predicted model, not a curated record
AGCCAUUGGAUCCUUCCUAGCCGUCAAAAAUGGUGUGACGUUUGUGGCCUCUGCUGGAAAUUCUGGUCCUAAGCCUGGAACUGUCUCAAACGUUGCACCAUGGAUUAUUACAGUUGGAGCUAGCUCCAUGGAUCGGGAGUUUCAAGCCUUUGUUGCGCUGAACAACGGCCAAAGCUUUAAGGGAACAAGCCUCUCAAAGCCUUUGCCCGAAGAUAAGAUGUACAGCGUUAUCAGUGCUGCAGAAGCUAAAGUGGCCAAUGGAAAUGCAACGGAUGCAUUGCUAUGCAAGAAAGGUAGCCUAGACCCGGAGAAGGUGAAAGGGAAGAUCGUAGUGUGUCUUAGAGGAGACAACGCACGAGUGGAGAAGGGACAGCAAGCGGCCGCUGCGGGGGCUGCGGGUAUGAUUCUAUGCAACGACAAGGCGAGUGGAAACGAAAUCAUCUCAGACGCUCAUGUUCUACCUGCUUCUCAAAUUGACUACAAGGAUGGUGAAGCUGUGUUUAAGUACCUAAAUUCCACGAAAGAUCCCAAAGGCUACAUAAAAGCACCAACUAGUGCGCUGAACAUAAAGCCUGCUCCUUUCAUGGCCUCUUUCUCUUCUAGAGGACCUAACUCCGUCACACCAGGGAUCCUCAAGCCUGACAUCACUGCACCUGGUGUCAACAUCAUAGCCGCCUUCACGGAAGCCACAAGCCCUACGGACUUAGACUCUGACCAUCGCAGAACUCCUUACAACACCGAAUCAGGGACUUCUAUGUCUUGUCCUCACAUCUCCGGCAUUGUUGGUCUUUUGAAGACACUUCACCCUCAAUGGAGUCCUGCUGCUAUCCGCUCUGCUAUCAUGACCACUUCAAGAACUAGAGACAACAGACGAAAGCCCAUGGUUGAUGAAUCCUUCAAGAAAGCAAAUCCCUUCAGCUACGGCUCAGGCCAUGUCCAACCAAAUAAAGCCGCUCAUCCUGGUCUUGUCUACGAUCUCACCACUGGAGACUACUUGGACUUCCUCUGCGCAGUUGGCUACAACAACACCGUAGUUCAACUCUUUGCCGAGGACAAACAGUACAUGUGCCGCCAAGGAGCCAAUCUUCUCGACUUCAACUACCCUUCGAUCACUAUCCUAAACCUAACGGACUCUAUCACCGUAACCCGCAAACUCAAGAACGUUGGACCGCCUGCUACUUACAAUGCUCAUUUCCGAGAGCCACUUGGCGUAAGCGUCAACGUGGAGCCCAAACAACUCAAUUUCAACAAAACUGGGGAGGUGAAAAUGUUUCAGAUGACACUGCGUCCCAAGUCAGUGAAGCCUUCUGGUUCUGGCUACGUCUUCGGAGAGCUGACGUGGACUGAUUCCCAUCAUUACGUUAGGAGUCCCAUCGUCGUCCAACUUUCAAGCUAGCCUUCACCUUUUUUUUUUCACUCUUCUUCUAUCAAAUCAAAUUUAUAAGUUUGGUUCGCCAAAUUAAUGUUGACAAAAAAUAAAAAAAUAAUUAAUUGACUUAAACGCAUUAUUAUACUUUAGUUAGAUGAUAGUAAUAAUUUAUGAAUUGGGUUUGCUCUCUCUUCUCUCUCUCGCAGAGAAACCGAUUUGCUUAGUCGUCCGGUAGAAAUCCGGCUUAGGUCUAGCAUCAUCUGGUCUUUUGUGGUGAUGGCUAGCUUUCUUACGGCAUACGUGGCUCUGUUAAGCGCCUUUGGUCGCCUCUGAUUCCGGCAUGGGUGGCUUCGAUUAGCACCUGUGGUCGGCUCUGUUUUCGGUAUCGCUCAGCUUCUUCUCCGGAAGUUUUUUUCCGGUUUUCUCUUUCUCUCUUUCGAUUCACUUUGAUCUGGGUUCAAAAUUUAUGUUGCUUAAUCUCUCUCCUUAGAUCUGGUUGUGCAACUCCCUGAGGUAGGGAGUUUCAAUUCGAACUUUUGGUUUGAGUUUUUAGCAACUGUAGUUUCCAGGAUGAUUGGGUUGAUAGAGCUUUCCUGUAUCGUCGGGAGAAGGGUGCGGGGUGCAGUGACCAGGCCUGGGCGUAUGUUUACCAACAACACUAGUCUUUGCAAAGUCGUAAGGGUUGUGCUCUGUCAGCGCACAUUGAGCUUUAAAUUCCACUUCUAAGUCAGAAGAAAUCUCAAGAGAUAGAGAAUCAGUCAAGACUUGGAAGUUCAUAACAGCCAAGAAAGAUUUGAAUUCAAUAAAAAAUCUGAUUUUAUGGUAUCAUGGAGAAGAUUCUACAAUUUAAGAACUGAAUGGUUUAUCCUCAGUAGGAAUCAGAGGACAUCAGUUGCUGUUUUGAGAAUCAUUAACUUUUUUUCAUUUGAUUUCCAUAUCAUUCCCUCUUGUUCCUUUUUGCCGGCGAUUGAUGCAAACCGGCGGUAACCGGCGGUGAUGACGAGCUGGACAUAUGUCGAUGAUGACGAGGGAGGUUGACGACGAAAGCUUCUGGCAGCUCACGGUUCCUUGUUGUUGACACGUGUUAUUGGUUGAAUAAACCUUAUCACUUCUUCUUCCUUCAGCGGCUGACGCAAAUACAGGACUUUCUUGGGUUUUAGUUAGUUUUCGUUUAUGCAUUGGGCCUGUGGGCUUUUGUUUUAGUUGGGUUGUUUUGUACAUUUGGUUCUUUCGGCUUGUAAUAUU